This is a messenger RNA of Austrofundulus limnaeus, 4302 nucleotides long. RefSeq names its product coiled-coil domain containing 102A (gene ccdc102a). The transcript has 10 exons. Gene Ontology annotation, cellular component: myosin complex. NCBI's taxonomy places the organism in Eukaryota, Metazoa, Chordata, Actinopteri, Cyprinodontiformes, Rivulidae. The record is from RefSeq and is a predicted model, not a curated record. Bases 229 to 2052 code for a protein of 607 amino acids.
UUUCAGUCCAGACUGGAGGAAAAAAAAAGAGGCUGGAAGCCGCUGGUCGGAGGAUUGGUUGUGGGAAAAUAAACGUGGAAAAAAAAGGAGCUGAAUCUCGUAUUUAAUCACAGGACAGCAGCUGUAACGAUGGUGUYGAUUAAGGUUUGUUACUAACCAAAGGGGAUGAUGCUCUCCUGAUUACCGUUUAUAUCGCCCACAUUUUGGUCAUYGGCUGACGCAACCGUCAUGAAUCACACUCCCAGUCCACACCUGUCUGAAGAUGGGAAGAACACUGGAGGAAGCCUGUUGUGCAGCUUUGGUCUGGGGUCCGACAGGGGCAUUCGCUCCCCAGAUAGCCUCGCCCACACGCCCAGUCCUACUCGAGAAACACCUAGUUCCAGCCCCCCUUUGCUGCUGUCACCUGGGCUGGGAGGCCUCGGGUUCGGCUCUCUGUGUGACGGAGCUGGAGCUGACUGGGAGAGCAGGGAGGAGUUGAGGCUCAGGGAAUUAGAGGAAGCUCGAGCAAGAGCAGCGCAGAUGGAAAAGACCAUGAGGUGGUGGUCCGACUGCACGGCCAACUGGAGAGAGAAGUGGAGUAAGGUUCGUGCAGAGCGUAACAGAGCGCGAGACGAGAUUCGUCAGCUGAGGCAGCGGUUGGACACGCUCACCAAAGAGCUGACCGGUGUUCGACGGGAGCGGCAGGAGCUCGCCUCGGAGAAYGAAACGCUGCGGCAGGAGACGCUGCGCCUGCAGGGCGAUCCUGCAGCUCACCCCACCGCCGCCGCCGCCGCCUCUACCUCCACCACGCCCACUCAUGGCACUUCCUCUUCCUCCCCUUCAUCUGUUCCUCCUUCCUCAUCUGCGUCGUCCCUCUCUUCCUCUAAGGACCACACGGACUGCAAGCCCAGCCAGGUUGGGGAAGGUACGCUUGGAUCUCCAGAACCAGAACCGGUGAGGGAUGUGGACUUGAACAACCAAAAGCAAAAGGACCUGGAACUGCUGGAAUCGGUUUUGCGUUCAGGAGCAGGUGGGCACGACGCUCAAGAGACCUGGGAUGGUCCUGGCAGUAACCCUGCAGGGUCACGCUCAUCCUCUGGGCUGAGCCGGCAGGAACGCAGCAGGCAUCUGUGGGAGGAGGUGACCACAGUUGAGGAGGAUUCAAGCAAGCUGAAUGCUCUGCAGCUGCGGCUCGACGAGUCCCAGAAAGUCCUGCUUAAAGAAAGAGAAGACAAGCUUGCUUUGAGUAAAAGCAUUGAGAGGCUGGAGGCUGAACUCAGUCAGUGGAAACUUAAAUAUGAGGAGCUGAGUAAGAGCAAACAGGAAGCCCUCAAACAGCUGAAUCUGCUGAAGGAAAUGCAUCAGGACGAGCUCGGUCGCAUGUCCGAGGACUUGGAGGAUGAACUGGGAGCUCGGAGCAGCAUGGACAAGAAACUUGCGGAGCUACGAGCCGAGAUGGAGCGGCUGCAGGUGGAGAACGCUGCUGAGUGGGGGCGCAGGGAGCGUCUGGAGACAGAGAAGCUGGCCCUGGAGAGGGACAACAAAAAGCUGAGAGCUCAGGUGGAAGACCUGGAGGAGCAGAUGUCCAAGAAACGCCGGCAGGCUGCUUCUGCUCUUGACACAGACCUCAAGGCCAUCCAGUGCGAACUGUUUGAGAAAAACAAGGAACUGGCUGAUCUUCGCCACGUUCACGCUAAGCUGAAGAAGCAGCUCCAGGAGAAGACCGCAGAGCUCACCCAUGCGAACCGGAGGGUGGAGAGCCACGACGCUGAAGUCAAAAAGCUCCGUCUCAGGGUGGAGGAGCUCAAGAAAGAGUUGGGGCAGGCUGAGGAUGAGUUGGAUGAGUCUCACAACCAGACGAGAAAGCUGCAGAGGUCUCUGGAUGAGCAGGUGGAGCAGACUGAGAAUCUGCAGGUACAGCUGGAACACUUACAGUCCAGGCUGCGGCGACAGCAGCAGAGUCCCGGUCUCUUUGGAAAGAUGCGAUCCACUCGUUUCAAUCCCGAAAACACAGAUGGCCCAAACAGUGACAUUGACGAGGAGGAUGAGGACCUGCAGCUGCAGAUACCAUGACACACGUGCACAUAGAAAACAUGUUGGACAUCCCGCCGUCGCAGAGGUUUUGUAAACUCUGGCCAGAAGGCUUCUAAUUUCCAGAAAUUUCAAUGUUUUGCUGGAGGCAGCACUGCUCCAGGACUUUGCUCCAGAGUUAACAGGAAGUCAAACGUGCUUUGGCGGGUUUACAGAUCAAACCCAGCUGGAGUGUGGCAGAAGGUCUAGACAGUGUGCUUCAGUGAAAAAAAAACUGUUUUUCAGUCUUUUUGUGGAUUUUAACAUAUUCAUUUUAUCAGAGGCCAACGUGUUUCAUUGUUUUCCUUUUAUACCUCAUAUGCACAAACAUUGUAGCGUUCUUAUCUAAACAACGCUACUGUAAGUAAAUAUGUCUAAGUCCUUCCUUUAAGUGAGCAGUAUUAAUAUUUUACACAUCUGUCAGAGAACAGAAGAAGUUUUUUCCCGUGUCUCUCUGGCAUUUGAAGUGUUUAUUUGUAUAAUACACCAUUCAUCAUUUUAAAAUUGAAUGUGUUGCCUCUUUGUUUUCUAUUUUCUGAUCUUUUUUUUUUUGAUGUGUUCAAAAUUCACCUUUGCUACACAAACACCUGUUAGCCAGAAACCUGUUCAGAGCUUUUAAAUCAUAAACUCUACAAACUUCGUUGCUGAUACUGCCAUCGUACAGCAUUUGACUGUGAUUUAAUUGUUUUUUUAAUGAACAGUUUAUGCAAAACAAAGUCCUUCAGGAAUGCAAACAGUUGACUGAUUGUUCUUUCUGAUGUGUGCAAAGAUAAAUUUGAAGGAUCCCCAGCCACGCCACCUGUGUCAUCUCUUUUAACCUCAGUUAUUGCCCAGUAGCAGUACGCCUUCCUGUCUUUGCAGAGGAACUGUUGGGCUAAGAUUAAGCACGUUUCCAGGAGGACGCAAUAAUAAGAACAAGUAAAGGUCCACGGCAUUUGCAGUUGUCUAAAUAAAUGUUGGAACAAAUUAUAAAAAAGUAUCAGGCAUGCUGCGAAACUGGAGCUGCUUGACCGUAACAAUAAUCACAUGAAAGUCGAGUUUAGACCAUGUUAAAUGGCCAAAACCUUCAAUUAGUAAAAUCUUUGCAGGUCUUUGUGAAGAGAAAUAUGUCUCAAAAUGUCUGGUUCCAUCACUUUAGAUUCUACAUUUCCCUGUUUGAGAAGAACCAGAUGACCAAAAGUGGAAAAACUGUAAAGGCUCACAGCUCUGCGUGCAUCAUCAUCUAAUUUAACCCUUUUGGCCACAUGUAACACAAUAAUUAUUAUUAGAUGAGCAGUCACUCUGCAGCCAAGCAACGUUGUCUUUCUUUUUAUUGAUAGACAACAUGUGCAACAGGAGCAAGUUUCAAACUGACCAGUGACUCAAAUAGUGGUUCAUAUGGAACCCUGAGGAGCAGAAAUGUUAUUGAGCUUCUUGACUGUUGCAGAGAUAAAUGUCUGUGUGUGUUGUCGCUUUGUGCCGCUGGCUCUAAAAGAUGGGACUGUGAUGGCCUAAACCUGCACUUCAGAAGAAUUAAAAACUCCAAACUUUCUCAUAUUUUUAGCAUUGAAGGUUGAAAUCUCAACUAAACGUUCAGGGUUGUUGUUUUUUUAAACAACUGCAAACAUUUAAACUUCCAGUGAACAGAUCUAGAUUUUUUUUUUAUCUUUAGCCAUUUGAAGUCCUCCAAACGUCCAUUUGGAACUUCCUGUGCCCGCUUGAUUUGGUUCAGGGUCACAGGCAGCUGGUUCCAGUCUCCAGUCAUCAGGCGAGAGGCGGGGUACACCUAGGACACAUCAGUCCAUCAGAGGGCUUCAAACAGAAACAAACAUGAACACACUCACACCUGAAGAAGCAGCUGGUGGGUCUAAAGAGUCCUUUUAGAUCUACCAGCAGCUUCAGAAGCCCAAAGAUUUUAUGUUCUGAUCAAACAUUCCUGUAUGUUUAAUGCUGACAGAUUUCACUACUAAACCAGUUAAGGUAUUGUAAAACAGAGGAAGUGUUGAUUGUAAAAUAAAUAAAAAGUAGAUAAAUCUGAGUUGGGUUAAAUCUCCAGCCUGUCAAAGAGCUCCAUCCCAGCUGUGGAUUGAGGCAGUUUGUUUUCUGCCACCGUCUGCCUCAACUCUGACACUGGAAAGGGACCAAGAUAUUUGUACUGUUCGUAAUUCUGUAUUUCUAUUUAUGUGGUUUUGUAUGGAUAUGGUUUCUUUAAAAAAAAAUCUGUAUCACAGUGGUUUUGUAUUAGCUCCAUAAAUGCCAACUGUUCAUUUAAAA